AUGCCGGCCCAAAGUAGAAAGCCAAAAAGGGAUGGAAGGAAGAAGACAUAUUCGUCGGUCCCCAACAUUACAAGUGCGCAGGCUGGUCCUGUCUCGAGCUCUAAAACUGUCGAGAACAGUUCAUCUUCACAACAGGGUAGUGGGUCACAAACCCUAAAUGUACCUGCUGUUCUAGAAAAGCCACCACAGAAACCCGCAGAGCCGGAGAACAAGGUGCCUAAUGUGUUUGAGUUCCUGGAAGAGAAUGAUGAAUCGUCUUCAGCCUCAUCCUCAUCAUCGUCAUCAUCAGAGUCUGAAUCCGAAUCUGACGAAGAGCCGGAGCCUCCACGUCCUAUACAAACCACCACCAAGAUCCAGUCUCCCAAGCCACGGGCAAAUACCGUACCUCAUGGAGUGUUGGUCUCAGGAGGCAAUGCACCCCCGAAGAGAGUUACCCUAUCACUUCCAGUGUUAUCCAAAAGCCCAACUGAACCACGGAAGCCCGCAUCACAGCCGGCGCCUCCUACAGGGAAUCAGUUGGUCACCCGGAAGAAACAACCCACUAGAAAGCCGAGCCCGAUCUCGACUGAGAACAUCUCUCCAGGAAAGGGCCAACUAGAAUUGUCCCGACCACAGACCUACCAUGGCUCAUCCAGAGACAGCGGUGUUGUACACAGACCACCGCUCCCACCAUCUCCCCCAAGAAGUCCAGAAGAUAGUCUUCACCGCACCACGCCGACAAAGAGACGAGACUCCAGCGCCUCGCAAGAGCCAUCAGGAUACGGUAUUCUAGCUUCUCACCUAACCAAGUCCACCGCAGAAGAGAGCGGAGGCUUCCCUCCUCUAUACCGACGCUUCGAGACCAUCAACCACCGUGUCUUGCUUCACCUCCAAGACGAGAUCUCCCAAAUGGAAGAAGAUCUCCACACGCUAGACGAGUAUGAGGAAAUGCAUCGACUCAGCAUAGCCGAGCAGGAAGGCACAAAGCCCUUGCCUGCUUCACGACGUCGGGACGUCCAGUCUCAGGCUUACUCGUCGUUGCAUUACCGCCGCAUGGAUCUCAUGAGCGUUUUGAUCCAAAAGACCGAGCAAUACAGUAAGUUCCUUCCUCCCACUUUCCAUAUUGUCAUCCAUCCACAAAGCAGAUCCGCUGAUCAGCACGCAGACAACGCCCUCAGUGCCUAUAGCAAAGUCCUACAGAUGCUCCCGCGGGCCUCGGAACAGGAUAUCACGGGCUAUCGCAGCUGGAUGAGAGAUCACAAGCCCGUCGCUGGUGUCGAGACGCGGUUCCUAAUCCACAAUGAAGAUCUGGUCUCGCUCACUCCGCGAAUGGCGGCCUCUCCCGCUGCAGCACCCGCAUACAUCGCUAUUGUCAUUGCAUCUGGUGCGCUCCUACUGCCAUUGUUGGCGUUCAGCCUUAUUACAGAGUUCUCCGGCCGUCUUGUCGUUGUGACGGUUGUUGGCGGCGCUGCGGCGGCUAUUGCUGCGAAUUAUUCGGCCGGUACUGAGACGCUGAUCGACUCGAAGGAUGGCUGGCGCUGUGCUACAAUGUAUGAGUGCUUCGAUUCUGUGGUGGCUGAAAUUGAGACUGACUUUUACUUUUCUAGAUACUUCGGUUUCAUGGUUAUAGCUGCUAUGUUCAUUCCAUAG
Molecule: messenger RNA, 1629 nt
Organism: Penicillium vulpinum
Lineage: Eukaryota; Fungi; Ascomycota; Eurotiomycetes; Eurotiales; Aspergillaceae
Exons: 1
Coding region: 1-1629 (542 amino acids)
Source: RefSeq, a predicted model, not a curated record